AUUGCGCACAAAGCGCUAUCACUGCGCAAGCUGGUAGUAUAACUGCGUGUAUAUUCUCCGACCAGUUGUUAUGGAUAAAUGUCCGGGGAGAGGUGAGCUCCGGGGAUCUUUCCGACUUUAACACGUCUGCAGUUUCUUCAGUGAUGCUCUGUCGGAGACUCUGAGGUCUGUGCGCGCUGCGACGGAUCAGUUUUGGAGUCGCCAGCAGUGCGCUUGACACAAGACACACGAUCUGGAGGACUGGUGGCAUCGCUUUCUUAAAAGUUUCUGUUUGCUGCCUCUUUUUUGCAUGUAUUUUUUUACGGUUGGAUUUCCUCCAUUGAAGUGCAUUUGGAGUUUACACUGUUUAUACUGUGCUUUUGUGCUUUUCUCAAGUAUGGGGCAAAGCGUGCGUAUCGGGCAAAUAUGUUUUCGCUCCGUGGAGGUUUAGCCCUGCGCCCGCUCUCCUAAACUCUCUUUUUCUCAUUUUAAUUAUCAUACUUCAACCGAACACUGCAGGAGGUUUCAAACAACAGUGGGACAUGGCCAGCGAGCGGAAACCGCGGCUUUGUCUCAUGGCAAAAGGGGAGAACGGGUAUGGAUUUCACUUGCAUGGCGAGAAGGGGAAGAGCGGACAAUAUAUCCGCAAAGUGGAGCCCGGCUCCCCGGCAGAAGCGUCGGGGUUGCGCGCCGGGGACCGUGUGGUCGCAGUGAAUGGUGUUAACGUGGAGAAAGAGACACACCACCAGGUGGUACAGCGGAUCAAAGCCAUGGACAAUGAGACCAGGUUGCUGGUGGUGGACCAUGAGACGCAUGAAAGUCUGCGCAGCCUGCACCUCACAGCCACAGAGGAGAUGGCCGUCCUCGCGGCCGGGCCUCCUUCCUCCUCCACUCCCCCGGCCUCCCCCUCCCCUCCACCGUCCUCGGCCCCGUCCUCCCCCAGCAAGAAGCGGGAGAACGGCUCGGUGUCCAAGCAGCCGGUGACGCUGAGCAGCCAGGUGCAGAAGCCCACCAGGAGGUCACCAUCAAAGGCUGCAAAGAAGGAGGCUCUUGCCCAGGCCGAAGCUCACAUCCAGGCCCAAUCCCAUUCACGGCCCCCGGUCGACCCGUCCGAGCUUGUUCCACGUCUGUGCCACCUGGUGCGGUCUGAGAUAGGCUAUGGCUUCAACCUCCACAGUGAUCGAUCCCGGCCCGGACAGUACAUCCGCUCCCUAGACCCGGGAUCACCUGCAGACCACGCCGGGCUCCGUCCACAAGACAGGCUGAUUGAGGUAAACGGUGUGAACAUCGAGGGCAUGCGGCAUGCAGAGGUGGUGGCCUUCAUAAAGAAAGGGGGCAAUGAGACCUGGCUGUUGGUGGUGGACCCAGACACAGACGAGCACUUCAAGAGGAGGGGGGUUGUGCCCACAAUCAACCAUCUUAGAGACUACGAUGGUCCAUCCAUAUCCAACGGCUCCCCCAACCCACAGAUCAAUGGCAGCUCCACCACACAGUCCAUCAGGUCCACACACUCCGACCUCAGCAGCCAGGGCAACAGCACACAGCUGGCAGAUGAUGAUGGCCGCCGGCUGUUGGACCCCUUCGCUGAGAUGGGCCUGAGCGCUACGGCAGCAGAAGAAAAGAUGAAGCUACACGCCAAAGAAAAGAAGAAGGCGCCCCAGAUGGACUGGAUGAAGAAAUAUGAGCUGUUCAGCAACUUCUGAGACGUUCCCCUCUCUUCAAACACCAAAGGACAGAGAUAUGAGCUGUUUGCAGCACUCUGUGUGGACGAGUUUGCGUCAUGAGAGAAUGUCCCUCUUACUACACAGAUCAUGUUUUUUUUUCUUCGAGAAAGAACCAAGAUCCCCCAAACAGCCGAACAUAUAUUGUUCCUGGAAUUAAAUGUGACAAAACAUAAAAGCUGUACAAUGGAUUUCACUUUUUAAGCCACUUUUCCUGCUUCAAAGUGCUGACUGACUGCAAAAACUGUGUAUACUUUGCUAAAAUCACACUAUUCAGAAGGAAGAGCUUCUUAAAACGCUUCCCACACAUGUGGGUCUCUCAGAUGGGAGUAUUGCAAACAAGUUCUCGCAAAUUUGUCCCCAUCAGUUUUUCUGUACUUUAAUCAUCCCAUUCUCCCUACUCAUAUAGACUUAUUUGAAACAAAUGCGGGAGACAGUUAUUUUUAUAUUUAAAAAGUAUAAACAACUAUUAAAAAAAUCGUAUCCCAUCACCAUGGACUGCAUUUUAAAGAGUUUUAUGGACACUGUGACAUGAAUGAUUGUGGACAUUGUGGGAGUUUUGGCCCAUCAGUCAGAAGGAGCCCGAAGUUGGCAGAAGAUCACUGUGAAAGACUUGAGACCCUCCACCUCCAGCCCAUACAGAUACACAGACAGAGUAAAGGAUGGCUGUGUGCACUGCUUGUGUGUAAUGUAUCCUACAUGUAUUUGUACUUUUGCAUAGAGUGAAUUAACUGAUCAUCGGAUCAGCCCUGCUUUAUUCAAAAAUAAUUCAUGUUAUUUGUUAUUUAGCACUCAGUCAUACUAAGUGUACCACUUAGCGUUUGGGUGCACUUGGGCGUAACAAAGGGAAGCACCACUAAUGUAUUGAUACCACUUACCACCACUUACAUGUAUUGAUACAGUAAACAACGGAAACUGGAGUGUGCACGAGAGGAGGAUUUCUCAGGGCAAAUGGCAUGAUGAAUGAGUUUAUUAUUGGAGAGGGCUUGAUGUGUACAGCAGAGGGCAAACUUACACCACAAAUAGAGGUGCCUUUUGGUACUAAAACUAAAUAGAGUACAUUACACUUAUCCAGGCCGUUAUAUGGGGGUUGUGUCGUACUCUUUCUUAGUUAGGAGCAAUGACUUCCUGUGGUCUCCAGUGGUCCAUUUUUUUACCUGGCAACAGCUCAGGGCCAAAAAACAGUCUGGUGAAAAAAAACCCCUGUAAAGCUGCAAAUUAUAAUUUUUACAGUUUUUGUACAGAUUAAACAGGCUACAAUCUGAUAAUCAGUUAUUUUUAAAGGUGCUGGAAGGUGGAUUUUGUUGCCUCUUAGCUCGAGCCAGACAAGCUGGUUCCCCUGUUCCUGCUUUAAACUAAGCUAACUGGCUGCUCACAGUAGCUUCAUAUUUACCUUACAGACAUGAGAGUGGUGUUGAAAUUCUCAUAUAACUUUCCGCUAGAAAGCAAACAAGGGUAUUUACCAAAAUUAUACACAAUCCCUCAAGGGCCAGGACCAGGAAAGAAAGGGAGGUUACGGCUCAAAAGUGCAGCUAGCAUAUUUGAGGCUAACCCUGGAGUAAAGGGAUGUGAUCAGCUCCAACAUGAGCGCGGUGUUAGCAGGUUGUGAGGCGGAGGGAGUGCAGGAGAAGCAUACAGUGAGGUCAGAGAUGCUCUGGAGGAUCUAGUGAAUGAGACUAUGGGAGCCAUGGGGCUUACUGAGGAUCAUUACACAUGCAGGGACAGUUGUCACACACAUUCUCACACAUUUGGAGCCCAAUGUGUGUGUGUGUGUGUGUGUUUGUGUAUGUGCAGAAGAAGGUAUACCAUGCUGCAAUCCAAACAAUGUUGAUGUAAUGCAUUACAACAGGUUGGACUGCAAGUCGGAGAAAUGUUGGUCACUUAUGUGGACAUCUUGUCUUUUUUUUGUACUCAUUCACACCCUUACAUGUACUUCACACCAACAGUCGUGUCUUGAUUCAUCGUUGACAUCAUUCACUCCGUGUGCUCUAACAGUCACAGCAAAAAAAAAACUCUCUGUUACCAUGGCUGAUGUAUAUACAGUAAGAACAUACAGUAUAUAUGGCAGGUUGCAUUUUUUUCAAUAAAGUGUGACAAUGGC
Messenger RNA from Chelmon rostratus (copperband butterflyfish), 3801 nucleotides. Its product is annotated as Na(+)/H(+) exchange regulatory cofactor NHE-RF2. Gene Ontology annotation, biological process: protein localization to plasma membrane. NCBI's taxonomy places the organism in Eukaryota, Metazoa, Chordata, Actinopteri, Chaetodontiformes, Chaetodontidae. Gene Ontology annotation, cellular component: apical plasma membrane. The record is from RefSeq and is a predicted model, not a curated record. Gene Ontology annotation, molecular function: protein-membrane adaptor activity; signaling receptor binding. The transcript is spliced from 6 exons. Bases 522 to 1682 code for a protein of 386 amino acids.